AUGCGUAUUCUAGUCAUUGGUGGGGGUAUUGGUGGAUUAAGUCUUGCGCACGGCUUGCGUAAAGCUGGAAUAGAAGUACGGGUUUUCGAACAACAGAUUGAAAAGGCUGAGAAUCUGGCUGGAUAUGGCAUUCAUAUUGAUCGAAAUGGCCGACGAGCUUUACGCUACUGUUUGCCGCUUUCCAACUGGACGCGACUCCAGUCACUCUUGACGUCUGCCGGGACACAGUUGUUUUUUCGUGAUACUCAACUUCGAGUCUUGGCUGAGAAAAACGACGUUGACUUAAGUGGGAAAUCUGCACAAGAAGUCGAGCGAAGUGGUGUGGGAAGGUUGGACCUUCGCGACGUGCUGAUAGAUGGGCUUGACAACGGAACAACCGCCGUCAUCCAAUGGGGACGAGCUUUUACUCGAUAUGAUCAAUUCGAAAAUGGCCAAGUACGCGCUCAUUUUGCUGAUGGAACCUACGAAGAUGGCGAUCUCCUAGUUGGUGCUGAUGGUCCCAACUCGGUGGUCCGCCAUCAAUUCCUGCCGCACAUAGAACGCCUGGACCUUGGAGUAUCUGCAAUCGCAGGUCGAUACAUUCUAGACGACAAGAGAGUUGGAAGUCUCCCUCCAGAAAUGACCAACGGAGCGCUGAAUAACAUUGUGCCCUCUGGGAGGGGAUGGAUGUUCAUCUCAGCAUGGCGAUCAAGACCUGCUGACGGCGACGAAUCUUCCGCACCUGAGCACUACAUAGUCUGGGCCUACAUUGCUCCCUCGAGCGAUAUACCACAGGGUGAAGGUUCGGUAUACGGGGCUGAGCUACAUGAGUAUGUUCUCAGUUCCAUCAAAGGAUGGGCGCCAGAGUUGCGGGAGUUGGUGAUUGGAAGUGAUAUCUCUAGCACCAAGUGUUUAUCCUUGCGUUCGAUGCCUAUUUUGACAUCAUGGGAAUCAAGCAACGUGACACUACUUGGGGAUGCCAUUCAUAACAUGACACCUAUGGGUGGCAUGGGAGCCAACACUGCGCUCCGCGACGCAGACACCCUUACGCGUUGUCUUAUCGAUGCUGCUGCCGGAAGACUCUCUAUCACUGAAAGUAUCAGAACUUACGAAGAGGAAAUGAGACUUUACGCGAACGAUGCAAUCAAGCUGUCAACAUAUAACGCGAUCAACGCUUGCAAAGGAGGUACUACGCAGCGCUUAGUGUUCCGGAGCUUCUUGCGUGCUGCCCAGACCUUUCCUCUUAUUAUGCGAGCGACUAUAGGACGAUCGUCGGUAAAGCAAGCAUGA
Molecule: messenger RNA, 1269 nt
Organism: Trichoderma atroviride IMI 206040
Lineage: Eukaryota; Fungi; Ascomycota; Sordariomycetes; Hypocreales; Hypocreaceae
Molecular function (GO): FAD binding
Source: RefSeq, a predicted model, not a curated record